GGGACAGAACCACUCUCCCGCUCCCUCCGUGCAGCGGGGACGGAGAGGCGGGCAGCCUGCCUUCCCUCCUCCCUCCGCCCCGGCUCGCCAGCCCGCCCGCCGAAGCCUCACCGAGAGGCUCCCGCAUUGCACCGCCGUGCCCCCGCUCCCCUGCCGCCGGUAUGAGCGCCGGUGAGGCGAAGGAGUAUCUUGCCCGCAGGGAGAUCCCGCAGCUUUUCGAGGCGUAAGGCUGGUGCUAGCAAUUUACAGUAAUGGUGCACAUCUGCAAAAAUACAUGGCUAGUUGCUGUGGUCAGAGUCUGUUGAAUGGAUUAAUGUGUUACAAACCUGAUGACCCUAUUGAAUAUUUGGAAGGCUGCUUGCAGAAGGUGAAAGAGCUUGGAGGAUCAGAAAAAGUGAAAUGGGACACUUUUGUCAGCCCAGAAAAGAAGACUCUGCCUCCACUCAAUGGAGGACAAUCGAGGAGAUCUUUUUUCAGAAAUGUGAUGCCUGAUAAUUCUAACUUCCCUUACCGACGGUAUGACCGACUCCCUCCAAUCCAACAGUUUUCUAUAGAAAGUGACACCGACCUUUCUGAAACUGCUGAGCUAAUUGAGGAAUAUGAUGUGUUUGAUCCUGCAAGACCUCGACCAAAAAUUAUCCUUGUCAUAGGUGGCCCAGGAAGUGGUAAAGGAACACAGAGUUUGAAAAUAGCAGAACGCUAUGGAUUUAACUACAUAUCAGUUGGUGAAUUGUUAAGGAAGAAGAUCCACAGCACAAGCAGCAAUAGAAAAUGGAGUCUAAUUGCUAAAAUAAUUACUACUGGAGAACUAGCCCCUCAGGAAACAACCAUAACUGAGAUCAAACAGAGAUUAAUGCAGAUCCCUGAUGAAGAGGGUAUAGUGAUCGAUGGAUUUCCCAGAGAUGUUGCCCAGGCAAUCUCCUUUGAGGACCAAAUUUGUACCCCAGAUUUGGUGGUGUUCUUGGCAUGUUCCAAUCAGAGGCUCAAAGAACGGUUACUGAAACGUGCUGAACAGCAAGGGAGACCUGAUGAUAACCUGAAAGCUACUCAAAGAAGACUAAUGAAUUUCAAGCAAAAUGCUGUUCCACUGGUUAAAUAUUUCCAGGAGAAAGGGCUAAUUGUCACAUUUGAUGCAGACAGAGAUGAAGAAGAAGUGUUCUCUGAUAUAAGUUCAGCAGUUGACAAUAAGCUAUUUGCUAACAAAGAGGCUGCAGCAGGGACGAAUGAACUUGAUUGCAGUCUGAUUAUGGAUUCUGGAGAUACUGCUUAUACAGAAUUUGACUUUGAAGACCAGGAGGAGGAUCAGUCAAGUUUUUCUGGUUAUGAAAGCACGGGAGAUUUUUCAGAAGACCUGAAGAAAUCAAACAUCUUCUUUAUAGUCGGUGGCCCUGGAUCUGGCAAAAGCAGCCAAUGUGAACAGUUAGCCAAGAAAUACGGAUUUACUCAUCUGUCCACUGUUGAACUCCUCCAAAAUGAGUUAUCAUCACUAUCAGAGAGAAGUAAAUUUAUCAAAGACGUCAUGGAAUGUGGUGAACCUGUGCCUGGAAGUAUUGUCCUAGAGCUACUGAAAGAAGCCAUGAUCACCAGUUUAGGAGACACAAAAGGAUUUCUGAUUGAUGGUUAUCCUCGUGAGCUGAAAGAAGCAGAAGAGUUUGAGAGCAAGAUUGGGGAACCAAAACUCGUGAUCUGUCUGGACUGCUCUGCAGAAAGCAUGAAUAGUCGCUCUUUGAUGAGAAAUCAGGCCAGUCAGCACUUCGAUAGUGCUGAAACCAUCAAGGAAAGAAUUGAAGGCCAUUACCAAGCAGCAAAACCUCUGACUGCAUACUAUGAGAGAAAAACACAGUUACGCAAGGUUGAUGCAGAAGGAACAGCAGAGGAUGUUUUUCUGGAAGUCUGCAAGUCAAUUGACUCUUUUCUGAACAAGGAAGAAGCAGCAUUUUCAACAGAAACACAGUAGUGGUGUAUACACUGCGUGUGCACGUGGCAGCCAUGAAUAAAAUGCUCCUCAAAGCAAUACUGCUUUUUUGGGAGAUCUCUGGAAUUUGUGCAUGUGGUAUGUUAUUUUGGAUGAAAUCUUCUCCUCCAUUCAGACAACACACUUAAUAGGAAGCAGCCUGUAUGCUAACUUGCACUAAGAACCGUACAUUUCAUUGGUUGUUUGCUCUUCAUGGGCUAAAAGCAGCAUGGUGAACAGAGCUCUGGUUUGUAUUUCAUCAUCUUGUAUAUUUGAUGGGAAGUCAGACACGUUGCCUGAUCAGCAGUGAGCUCUUCAACCACUUACUCACUGUAUUGUAGAGCAAGAAUGCUGCAUACAAUUUUCUCACUGGUUAUUACUUUGAUUAACACUAUUAAAUUUUUGUGGUAUCACUUAGCUUGUUCUUGGUUUCUAGUGACUGAAUCUGUUCUCUGUUCCAUCCCACUGUAAGACAGCUGGAAUUAGUCAAGCUAGAUGUUUAAACACAGUUUCCAGCCAUCCCCAGAAUGUUGUUAUAACAGGAGUAAGGAAAAAAAAUAAUGAAGAUAUGACUGAAUAUGGUGUCAGUCUGCUGACCCACUGCCACAGAGAGACACCAUGUUUGAGACAGCCCCAUCUUCUGUGAGAAAAGGUGGGGUGCUAAGAAUCAUGGCUUCCUAAUUUUGUAGACUGAGUUGAAAACAAUGAUUGCAUAGCAUCAUUAAAUGUGCAAUUUGGUAAAUAUUCACAAUAACAGAGUUUUAAUAUAUUGAAGUCUACAUAGAAAGUUGACCAUGAACCAGUGUAUGAAGACGCUCUUAAUCUACGAAAAGAUGACAAAUGCAAAAUUCAGAUCAUCAUCUGUUGUCCUGUACUGACAUUGCCAAAACUUUGAAAAUGACAGAGGAAAAAAAAAAAAGGGAUCAGGGAUUAUUUGAUUCAUCUUGCUUGCUUUUUUAGUAGGCUAUAUCCAUAAUAUGUGCAAAAAAAAAAAUCUGUAAAUAUUCUAUUGUAUUUCCAUUAAGUUAACUGAAAUACUGUAGCAUUUCUUUGGUUUACUGAUAACUAAAUAAAAGCUUGUUUGACAUUCCUGUCAAGUUGCACCCUUUACUGGAACCGCUGGACACGUUCAGUUGAAGCGGGCUGCAUGAUUGCUCUCUGUCAAAGUUGUACUCGAUGCGGCAGAUUUGUAUUUUUAAAGUUACUUUUCUUGUAAUGAGGACAUAAUACAAAUAAAACAUACAAAAAUGAGAA
Molecule: messenger RNA, 3208 nt
Organism: Tympanuchus pallidicinctus (lesser prairie-chicken)
Lineage: Eukaryota; Metazoa; Chordata; Aves; Galliformes; Phasianidae
Gene: AK5
Product: adenylate kinase 5
Exons: 15
Coding region: 275-1957 (560 amino acids)
Biological process (GO): nucleoside triphosphate biosynthetic process
Cellular component (GO): cytoplasm; cytosol
Molecular function (GO): ATP binding; nucleoside diphosphate kinase activity
Source: RefSeq, a predicted model, not a curated record